Molecule: messenger RNA, 1854 nt
Organism: Camellia sinensis
Lineage: Eukaryota; Viridiplantae; Streptophyta; Magnoliopsida; Ericales; Theaceae
Source: RefSeq, a predicted model, not a curated record
AUUUGAAUUAUCAAAAUAUGACCCAUUCAGAUUUAAAUCGGCAAGAAACCAUGGUGAUGAGUUUUAAUUGGUACUAAUUUUGUGGGCCUACACCUAAGGAAACCUAACAUGUUAGUUAACUUUACCCGAAUGUUUGGCCUGAAAUUCAAAGUUCCCACACCUUAAAAGGGGUUUUCCAUAAGUAUAUAUGGAUCACAAAGCAACAAACAAAAACACAAACCAAUGGAUUAUCUAACCUUAGCCCUUGUUAUCUCCUUUGUGUGGGCAUGCAUUCAUGUCUACCGGUUUAGCUCUGCCGUGAGGAAGCCCAGCCCGGCCGGACUUCCGCCAGGUCCGAACCCUUUUCCAAUCAUCGGAAACAUCCUAGCACUUGGCAAAAGACCCCAUGAAUCACUAUCCAAUCUCUCCAAAAUUUAUGGCCCUUUAAUGUACCUCAUGCUUGGGACAAUAAAAACCAUUGUUGUAUCAUCACCAAGUAUUGCCAAAGAAGUGUUACAAAAACAUGACCAAGUUUGUUCUAGCCGAACAAUCCCACACACCGGCCAGGUAUUCGAUCAUGACAAGGUUUCCAUGGUAUGGUUGCCUGUGUCAAGCCCUUGGCGAAGCCUUCGGAAGAUAUACAAAGAACACAUGUUCUCUACCCAUUGCCUUGAUGUCGGCCAAGGCCUUAGGCAAAAAAAGGUACAAGAACUUCUUGACCAUGUGAAACUAAAUUGUGACAAUGGCCAAGAAGUGGAUAUUGGGAAGGCUGCUUUUACAACAACCCUUAAUUUGCUAUCAACCACCUUCUUCUCAAUUGACAUGACUCACCAUAGCUCUGACUCUUCUCAAGAGUUUAAGGGUUUGGUAUGGGCUAUCAUGGAACUUGCUGGGAAGCCUAAUCUUGCAGACUAUUUUCCAUUGCUUAGAUUCAUAGACCCACAAGGUAUGCAUUUGCAGAUGAAACGCUGUGUUCAAAGGUUAUUUGAUAUAUUUGAUGGGAUUAUCAAUCAAAGGUUGCAUUCAAGAGUUUCUGUGUCUUCUCCGACUACCGGUGAUUUGCUAGACGUGUUGCUCAACCUCAAGAAAGAAAAUGGUACCCAGUUGAGCAGUAGUGACAUAAAACACUUCCUUCUUGAUUUGUUUCUUGCAGGGACAGAUACAACUUCAAGCACUGUGGAAUGGGCAAUGGCAGAGUUACUACAAAAACCUGAAAAAUUGGCAAAAGCUCAAGUUGAGCUCAAAGAAGUCAUUGGCAAGGAUGGAAUAAUACAAGAAUCAGACAUCUCUAGAUUCCCUUACCUACAAGCAGUUGUAAAAGAAACCCUUCGGUUACACCCACCAGGACCAUUACUAAUUCCCCACAAAGCUGAAGCCGAUGUAGAAAUAUGUGGUUUCAUGGUGCCUAAGAAUGCACAAGUUCUUGUUAAUGUAUGGGCUAUUGGGCGAGACUCGAGCAUAUGGUUGCGUCCAAAUUCAUUUGAGCCUGAAAGGUUCUUAGACCUUGAAGUUGACAUGAGAGGCCAAGAUUUUGAGCUCAUUCCUUUUGGUGCAGUAAGGAGGAUGUGCCCAGGACUCCCGUUGGGGUAUCGGAUGGUGCAUUUCAUGUUGGCUUCUCUUAUCCACUCCUUUGAUUGGAAGCUUGGAGGAGGAAUGGAACCAGAAGAUAUGGACAUGAGUGAUAAAUUUGGACUUACUUUACAAAAGGCCAUUCCUCUCAAGGCCAUUCCAAUUAAAAUGUGACUACUAUUAUGCAAUAUUCUUGUAAUGUUAUAACAUUUCUUUCCAUUAUUUAGACAGACAACAUAUUAUGAAUCUCACUAUUUUCUAAAAACUAAAGUAAACCAAUAAACUGUUAAAUAUUAUUGUCAAAGA